CGCUGGAGGUCCUGGUGGUGGAGGCCCAUGGGGCCCGUGGCGCUGCCUGCCUGGCUGCAGCCCAGGUAUAGAAAGACUGCCUAUCUUUUCAUCUAUUAUUUAAUCCAGUUCUGUGGCCACUCAUGGAUACUUACAAAUAUGACAGUCAGAUUCUUUUCAUUUGGAAAAGAUUCAAUGGUUGACACUUUUUAUGCUAUUGGACUUGUCAUGCGACUUUGCCAAUCCAUUUCUCUCCUGGAGUUGCUGCACAUAUAUGUUGGCAUUGAAUCAAACCAUCUUUUCCCAAGGUUUUUGCAGCUCACAGAGAGAAUAGUCAUUCUUUUUGUGGUGAUCACCAGUCAAGAGGAAAUCCAGGAGAAAUAUGUGGUGUGUGUUUUAUUCAUCUUUUGGAAUCUGUUGGAUAUGGCUAGGUACACUUACAGCAUGUUAUCAGUCAUAGGAACAUACUAUUCCGUCUUGACAUGGCUCAGUCAAACACUGUGGAUGCCAAUCUAUCCUCUGUGUGUUCUUGCUGAAGCAUUUGCCAUCUAUCAGUCGCUGCCUUAUUUUGAAUCAUUUGGCACUUACUCCACCAAGCUGCCUUUUGACUUCUCCAUCUAUUUCCCAUAUGUGCUAAGGCUGUAUCUCAUGAUGCUCUUUAUAGGCAUGUAUUUUACCUACAGUCAUCUUUACUCAGAAAGAAGAGACGUCCUCAGAGUCUUUUCCAUUAAGAAGAAGAAAAUAUGAAGUACAGCAUUCCAAUGUGACCUGAGAAAAGACAGGCUCGUGGACUUGGCUGCAGCAACUACAACACAGGAAGUAUUCUAGUGGAAAAUACCCAGUACUUGACAAAAACCCAUGACAUAACAUAAUCACACAUCCCCAACUCUACACACAACAGCAGUCUGUUUAUCACUCACUGUAUUUCCAAAAUGUGUACUCUGCAUACCCUGUUUCCCCCAAACUGUGGUUUUUACACAAGUUACAUUUAUAUUGGGUGAAGUCUGAUUGUUUCACUGUAAGUUUAAUGAGAAAAGGGAAAUCAAUGGAAUUAAGUUCAGUUAAAUUGAGAAACCAGACUUGAUAACCUAAAUCACAUGUAUUCCUUCUCACUUCUGAUUGUCAAAUAGCAGCAGAUCUGUAGGAGGAGAGCACUAUAAAAUACACUCUGUCCUCAUCUAGAAUAAUGUACUUCAUGGACAAAUGUCUUUGUCCCCAAAUGUCAGUACCCACCAUAAA
Molecule: messenger RNA, 1218 nt
Organism: Urocitellus parryii (Arctic ground squirrel)
Lineage: Eukaryota; Metazoa; Chordata; Mammalia; Rodentia; Sciuridae
Gene: Hacd4
Product: 3-hydroxyacyl-CoA dehydratase 4
Biological process (GO): very long-chain fatty acid biosynthetic process; sphingolipid biosynthetic process; fatty acid elongation
Cellular component (GO): endoplasmic reticulum membrane
Molecular function (GO): 3-hydroxyacyl-CoA dehydratase activity
Source: RefSeq, a predicted model, not a curated record